ACAGUGGCGCUCAAAAUGAGCUAUCACGGAUGUAUACAAGGUAGCCAAUCAAAUCAGUGGAUACUUCAAAGCUGACAAUCUCUAAUCAUCCGCCAGAGAAGUGCAAGUUUGAUAGCACUAUAAAACGCCGUAGUAUUUCGCUUAGCUUACACUUGUAGGCUGGUUGUCUCAAAGACGACAGUAAGGAAGAGUUCCUUCAACGCGAACUGGAAAAAACCCUGUUGUGAGAUCGAGAGCAGAGAACUUUGGUUUGCUUAUGAUACAAACUUGAUACAGUUUGAUUGAUAGAUUCUGGAUUUAACAAAAACGAAGCCACGUAUAUACAGCAAACGAGAGCUAGCGCUUAUCUCAACCGUUUAUGCUAAGGCCUUUUCAACAUCCGAGAAUAAGCUAACUUUUUUCUUCCGAUGUUUGUUGAACAAAAUUGAUCCAUAAUUAGCAUAUAUCAUGACAAAAAAAUGAAAUUGAACAAAUUUAUUUGUAUGAUUUGACGUUAGAACUUGCUGCUAUUGUUUUCCGUGUUUGCUGCACUGGUUUAUUUUUAGUAGAAAAACGUGUUUUUUUUUCUUGAAGAGAUAUUGAUUCGAUCAAGAAAACAUACUAAGCUGACAGAAUAAUACAUCCAAUCGCAGUCAAAUCCGAUUCAAGUUGAAUGUGAUAAAGCUAUAUUUAAUUGCCUCACUGAACCUUCGGUUUUCUCACAAGACAUUUGAAAUGAGUUCAGACUCUGUAAACGCGACAACCGGCUUGGAUUCCUGUUCAGAGCGAACAAGUGGAUCAUUUGCAGUACAGACUGGGUUUUUGCUCAUAAUUCUCGUCAUCACACUUGUUGGGAACUUCACUGUUUGUAUAACUGUCUUCAUAUCUCAAAGUCUUCAUAGUUUUACCAACUACAUCGUGGCAUCUCUUGCUGUUAGUGACCUGAUGGUUGGAUCAUUAUCUUUACCGUUUCGCAUCCACCAGACGUUACACAACACGAAAUGGUGUCUUGGCGAAGGUGCUUGCCAGUUUUGGGUCUGUAUCGACUUAUUUUGCUGUUGCGCGUCUAUUGGUAAUCUUGCCUUGAUCUCCGUGGAUAGAUUUUUGGCCACCAUGUAUCCGCUAACCUACCAAGAUUUGCUGUCAAAGACAACCAAAAUCGCCAUGAUUUCAAUAGUAUGGCUAUAUUCAAUCAUUGUUGCCUCUAGUGGCCUUGUCAACUGGACAAUCCCAAACCAACCCGUGGUAUUCAUUGACGAUGGGUGCUUCAAGAAAGAUAAAUAUUUCUACACCUUUGCGUCUUGUCUCGGAUUUUUUUUGCCACUGACCAUCAUAAUCAUCGCCUAUUCGUACGUCUUCAAAGUUGCUAUCGGACAUUGGCGGGCUAUACGGCGUCUUACCGUCCCGGCAUUACCUGCUAUAGGACUGAACACCACGUCCAACCAACGCAUAGCCUUGACCCGCGAAAUCAAAGCAGCCAAAACCCUUGCAAUUGUAGUUGGUGCUUUUGUUGUUUGUUGGGCUCCAUUUUUCAUCAUACUUAUGGCUAAAUUCUGGUGUCUAACCUGUUUUCAGGACUAUGGAGACGCUACAAAACGAGGGCUUAUAAUGUUUGCCAACAUAACCUUUGUAUAUACACUUCCUAACAUUAACAGUACUCUAAACCCUUUUAUCUACGUUAUAUUCAGUAAGAAACUUCGACAAGCAUUUGUCAGGUUUUUUGAGGUGCUUUCGAGCAAAAUACGAGGCACGGGUGCCGUUAGGCCAAGAGAAAACUCAAGUGUUUCGGAGUUGGGGGUUCAAAAUGCCUUCUCGAGAAUGUAUGGUAAAUACGGAGAAACCCAAGAUACUAAACAAGCUGGAAAACAAAGGACGGGGGACCAAAGGCCCGGGGUAUCAGAGACUUAAUCAAAAACCAUUAAGUGAAAAAUGAGACAAUGUUUUAACGAACAGAUGGAAAAACAAAAUGUAUUUUUUGGUUGAUGAAACGUAAACAAUCGUGAAA
Actinia tenebrosa (Australian red waratah sea anemone) is the source of this 1984-nucleotide messenger RNA. RefSeq names its product alpha-1A adrenergic receptor. NCBI's taxonomy places the organism in Eukaryota, Metazoa, Cnidaria, Anthozoa, Actiniaria, Actiniidae. Gene Ontology annotation, molecular function: neurotransmitter receptor activity; G protein-coupled serotonin receptor activity. The record is from RefSeq and is a predicted model, not a curated record. Gene Ontology annotation, cellular component: plasma membrane; dendrite. Gene Ontology annotation, biological process: chemical synaptic transmission; G protein-coupled receptor signaling pathway, coupled to cyclic nucleotide second messenger.